Mobula hypostoma (lesser devil ray) is the source of this 5189-nucleotide messenger RNA. RefSeq names its product AP-1 complex subunit sigma-2. The coding region runs from base 153 to 626 and encodes 157 amino acids. NCBI's taxonomy places the organism in Eukaryota, Metazoa, Chordata, Chondrichthyes, Myliobatiformes, Myliobatidae. Gene Ontology annotation, biological process: intracellular protein transport; vesicle-mediated transport. Gene Ontology annotation, cellular component: intracellular membrane-bounded organelle; membrane coat; AP-1 adaptor complex. The record is from RefSeq and is a predicted model, not a curated record. Gene Ontology annotation, molecular function: clathrin-cargo adaptor activity. The transcript has 6 exons.
GGUCGGUUGUGGCUGACAACUCUCGCUGCUGAACUGAGCACGUCGUGUGGAGGGCUGUCUAGGUGUCUUCCUGGCUGAGUCGUGAGUUGGGACUAGGCCCCAGAUUGGUGGCCGUUGAGGGAGCAGCCGAAAUCCCAUGGCCUCCAUUGGCGAUGCAAUUUAUGCUGCUGUUUAGUCGUCAGGGGAAACUUCGACUACAAAAGUGGUAUGUUCCCCUUUCGGACAAGGAGAAGAAAAAAAUUACAAGGGAGCUGGUUCAGACAGUCCUAGCACGUAAACCGAAGAUGUGCAGCUUUUUGGAAUGGAGAGAUUUGAAGAUUGUGUAUAAAAGGUAUGCAAGUCUUUAUUUCUGCUGUGCUAUUGAGGACCAGGACAAUGAGCUCAUAACACUUGAGAUUAUUCAUCGUUACGUUGAACUUCUAGACAAGUAUUUUGGAAGUGUCUGUGAGCUCGACAUUAUCUUUAACUUUGAAAAAGCUUAUUUUAUCUUGGAUGAGUUCCUGUUAGGAGGUGAGGUUCAGGAGACGUCAAAGAAGAAUGUACUCAAGGCAAUCGAACAAGCUGAUCUGUUACAAGAGAACCAAAAUGAAGACUGGGGAAGUUUGUCAGCUGACGAUAUCUUAUGAUUGAAAGAAAUCUUAGGCUAUUGGCCUGUUAUGACUCCCCAUCCAGACCUUUGCCACGCCAUGAAUAUUUUAAUGUUCCUGUAUAUUAAUACCUUGGCUCAUCUUGCAUGGUGAAUCAGAGGAGGUGACCAUGUCUGCUUGCUGUUGGAAUGCUUUCCUGGGCUUCCUGGGCUCUGAAGUUUACGUCAAUGUUGUACAAAUGAAAUGUGACAGAAACAUCAGCACUUUGUCAUCUCGCUGCCUGGUGUUGUACUCAUAUUUGUGUUCAGUUCAUUUUAACUUUGUUCACUGCUAUCCUAGUUCCAAUUGUACACUAUAAAAUUUGAGUCUGUACCUUUUGGGUUUAACAUUUGUUUUAUUGUGCAUCAAGCAGCUCUGAAAUCAAACUAAAUUUAAUACCAACGUCAUUGAAGGAAACUGACUCGUGUGUAACAUGCAGAAUAUAGAAAAUGGUGCCUGGAAAUGGUCUCAGUUGUAGCUGAAGUAAGAACUGGAAGUCCCAGACCGCAGAAAUAACUAGUUACAGAUUUGUUAAUUAUGUAACCUGCUUCAAUCAAUUGCACCCAUAUAUUAUUUGCUACAAUUAUACUAGUGGGGUGAAGAAAAGUUAAUCAAACCUUGGGCUGUUUAAAUCCAUUUCACUCCUAUAAGGUGAUUUGUAGUUUAGUUAUCAUAAACUAAUCAUUUUUCAUGUGUGUAUCCAGCUGACCAGGUACAUUUAAGAUUAAUGUUGAAACACAGUUCCACACCUGUUUAUUGCAUAAAUCAGUAUAUAUUUUGCAAUGGAUGCUUUUGUGUCUGUAUUGUGACCUACCCCUUGCCCAUCUGGACAGCAAGUGAGAAGAUUGUUGAUUUGAGGUCCAUGCAUACUUAAGGGUAGGUUCAGGUAGGCUGAGGGACAGAAAGAUGAAGCUUACAACAGUUUUUGUUUACACGUGCUUUUCUUUCGGGGGAAAAUAAGGCCAUAGUGGGAUUCUUCUUACUCUCCGGUGUUGGAGUAUCAGAUUAGAGAUGAAUGACUCUUUUCUCUAUUUGUCACAACUCUGGAAUAUUUCCCAGUGCAAGGUGUUUCUAAUUUUUGCUGAUUAGUAUUGCAGUAUAAAUUACUUCUGUUGUAGGAGAAAAGAUUUCUGAUACAGUUGGUUGUCCAAAGCUUGGCAGUUAGCAAUGUUCUGAUGCCCACAUGGCUAUCAUCAUGUAUGGGUGCUUGUGGUAUGUUGAGAAUGAGAGAACAUGAAUAAAGCUGCUCAACAACAUGACACCAAUUGGAGAAUUUGCUGCCACCAUUCUAUUUUUGGGUUUGAUUUUUGAGAGCCAUGUUGACUUGCAUGCAGUUUAAAUUUUAAUAAAUUAACUCUGCUCUGGUCUUUUCAAUCCUAAAGCAAUUUCAUGUUUAUUAGGUGAAAUAUGAAGCUGGGCAAAACAUCUUGUUUUAAUGGAGGUUCAUAAUUUAUGCUGCCAGCCAAUUUGUUUGUGUAAUUUUACAGUGUUAGUCAUGUGUCGUUCCUGUGCUUUAUGAUUUUUCCUCUCCUGACAGAGGAAAUGAAUAUUCUUUCAAGGAUGGACAAUGGAAACUAAUGCAAUCACUGAGUUGCACAGGAGUUCACAAGAUGGUGUGAUUAAAGUAUCAGGAAUAGAAAGUUGAAGGGCUAAGCUUAGUAAAAAGCAGAGAGAAUGAUCAGUGUUAGAGCUGCAAUAUUAAGGUUAGUUGUCAAGAAUUGCUCAACUUGAGCUGUAUUUCAUACGUGGUCUUUCAGAAUAAACAUACCAUUUGAGCAAUUCUACACAUUAAACAAGUUUGUAAAACGUUCCAAUUGAAGUAGUGUGACAGGAGAUGUCCAUUUUCCUCCCUGCCUCCUCCUGUGCAAGGGAGCAUUAAUUUGAACCUGCCCUGACCAAAAUUAUUAACUUCUAAUUUCCUAAAAAAGGAUCACAGUAUCCAAUUGGCAGGAAUCAUCCCAGCCUAUUGUAUACAUCUUGUAUUAUGUAUUUUUCUUAACUAACAUUUUUGGUGCUUGGUGUAUCUAGAUGUUCUCAUUUUGACAGCUUUCAUGUAUUAACGAUAUAAACUGAGUCCCAUUCUUUUGGAAUGUGUAAUGUAAUUGUAUUUGUUUGAAAUUGCCACCCAGCCCUAGAAAUUGUGGAUAGUUUGUCAAGUUAAAUCUAAAGCCAGUUCAAGGGAAAUUGCUGCCUUUUCAAUUUGAUCUAACAACUGCUGCCCUUCAGGAAAUCCAACCAGACAUGCUUGCUUUUUUCAGGCUGUCAUUCAGACAAGUGUCAACAAGUAACCCAUGAAAGUGGAAACCUCAUGUAUAUUUUACUGUAUUCUGCUCCCACGAGUGUGCCACAUUUAGCUCGUUUCCAUCUUUUAAGAGACGAGGUGGCCUUGAACUAUUUCUAUAAAUUUACAGACUACAUAUUCACAUGAAACCCUCAACUAAUCAAAUGAACACUAAAUCAUAGCACUUCAAUAGUGACUGGCUGUUUAAAUAUGAAUUAAGUGUUUGCUGAACAUCAUUUGACUUUCUGUAGACUUCCAUAGUCUGCUGUUUAGAAACAUAUUGAUUAUUCCUAUGUUUGUAAUUUGUGCUUCAGAAACAAGUAUAUUUAGCUUUAAUUAUUUGUAUUGUGAUUGGGGGCAACUCGUUUAGGCACAGUCUGAUUAAAAAGAUGGCAAUACUUCUGUUAUCAAAAUUCAAUAGUUUACACUAACUGGUAUGUUGGCUUUUGUUGCUAUGCAUUAAGCUGACUGAAAUUGUGAUUUUAUUUGUAAUUGUAAAAUUGCUUGCUUCGAAAGUGCAUGUUUCUGGCAUGUUAUAAAUAAAACAGUGCUGCAUGCAUCAAGGCUGUUUCCUGUGGCUAUAUUUCCUAUCUCUCCAAACUUCUGAUGGUUGAUGUAUAUUUCAGGUAUUCUGCUUUUGCUUUAAUAGUAAAAUAGUAAGAAGAUCAUAAUAAAACAAUUAACUUGAAAGUCAGUGAUUGAACACCGGCCAAAUUCAAUGAGUCACCAUUAGGUCCGUAUCUAUAUUUUUGCCAAUUUGACAUUGGCCAGCAGUACCAGUACUGGGUUGUUUCUCUGAUUUUAAGCUGGUUAUUUCCCUCCCAUAAACUUCAGCUUCAAUCUUGACUGGAUACCGGAAUAAUUUUUUUAAACAAUGUUUAUUUACCAAAAGAAUUGUGUUCCACAUAGUAUUUGCUUUACUUUUUGCACCUGGCUGUACAUUCUUUCACAGUUUUAACAAUUGGAUUAUAAUUUAAUGCGAUCAUAUUACACAUUCUAGUAUAUAAAAUUGGAAAUUUGGCCUGGAGUAUAAUUUCAUGAUGAACUGAACAAGAGAAUUUCAAUCUUUAGAUUGCCUUGGGUUAAGUAGGAAAAUUAACUGGAUUUACACAUCAGGAUUACUUGGCAAAAGACUCACAAUAGCAAAGCUGCUAAGACUCACUCAUUUAUGAAGCAGUUCUCUCUAUGAUCUGUAAUUUCUUCUGCUGUUAAACUAACUGGUUCAAUUUCAAUUUGGUAUGAAUUCUUAAUGAAGUUUAUACCCAAUGUUGUGGGUUUGUUUAUGUCUUAAACAUUUUGGUAACUUUGACUAGACAUUUAGAAAAAUGUUUUGCUGUGGAUGUACCUUACCCUGUCAGCCCUCCAGAUUUCAUUUGCAGCUCCUGCAUUCCAAUCUUCUAAUUCUGUCUUGGAAUCCCCAUAUUCGUGAUCUGUCUGUGCCACAGGGAAGAAUUGGGUACGCACCAUACAGGAGCGUUUUAGAUUCUUAUUCAUCUGGUGAUUGUUGCUUACCAGACCAUUCUUCAGAACCACCUAGGCUGACUUUGCCCCUGUAGAAAUGUUGCAUCCAAGAUAGGUCCUUACAGAUAUGACACCCAAGAAUUUGAAAUUACUCUGUCCCCACUUCAUGUUUUCCAUCUCAAACUGUGUUGAAUUUAACUGCUGAGGUGCUAAUUAAAGUAGAUAAUUGGUAACAAUGUUUUCCAUCCAUCUGCAGCAUACAAUUCUCUUUUGCCAUACCCUAAUUAGGUUGUCAAAGUAAGUUGUAAUUAUUGCAUUUUAAAAACAAAAUUGCACCUUGCCCCUUCUGAAUAACUCUAAAAUGUUGUUGUUUUUGCAAACCUUUGUUAUUUUGUCACAUCUACCUUCAGCAAUGCAUUUAGAGUGCACUGGCCCACCUGUAGCUUCAGUUAUAUCCAGAUUUCAAUUCAUCUUGGCCAGAUCAUGCAAGGGGAAAAUACAAAGCAAAAACCAGAUUCUGAGUGGCUUGAAAGAAACUAAUAGGAAAUAGCAACACACUGAAGUUUUAUACCUCCAGUGGAUAAGAAACUUCCCAGCAUUCAUCAGGAGUUGGUGCUGCAUUGCAUUAAAUAGGAGGAGGUACCCAUUAAAUUGAAGAUGGGUACAUUUUUGCAACUGGAAACGACUUCCACAAAUGCACAAAUCUUUUACUAAUGUUUUGCUGUUGUAUUUGGCCAUUUUUUAUCUUCUACCUUUUGAACACUGACUGCUAUGCUAAUUCUUUUUUAUCUAGUUUUGAUUACCAAAGUGUUUAAUUUUGC